AUGGCAUUGAAUGGCUCCAAAGCCAUUGCUGAACACCAGCCAGAUUGGGACGGCGCAGGACGCAGAGGCAGAAUGAGAUCCCUGUUGAUUCUCUUACUGAUUCUCCUGCUAAUGCUUCAUGGAGCCAGUGGCAACCUGAAGGCAAAAUGCACCUUGAAACUGGUCAGGGAUCAAUCUGAAGCACCCAGUUAUUACUGGCCUGGAGAUUUUAUGAUCAGUGGGAUCGUAUCUCCAACAUCUAUUGAUCAACAACAUCCAUAUGUCUUUUCCGAGACCCCCUUCACAAGGAUUAAGCCGGGAAUAUUUAAGUCCUACUGGUACGUCUUGUCCUUCUUGUUCACCAUCCAGGAGAUCAACCAGGAUCCCAGGCUCUUACCCAACAUCACCCUGGGCUACAACCUCUAUGAGAACUAUUUGGAAGAGAGAAUGACUUCUGCUGCCAUGCUAGACUUGCUUGGAGGAGGGAAUAGCAAUGUCCCAAACUAUAUCUGUGGAAAACAGAAUAACCCGCUGGCUGUUUUUGAAGGGGCCGAUUCUGUAAUCUCAGAAGAGAUUUCAGCCAUGUCAGCCAUCUACAAAAUCCCACAGAUCAGCUAUGGUUUCACUAGGCAGGUUCUUGAAGUUGAGACCCAGUCCCCUUUUGUUUAUCGGAUGGUCCCCAAGGAAGAAGCUCAGUACCCAGGGAUUGUCAUGUUGCUCUUGCAUUUUGGGUGGACGUGGGUUGGCCUCUUCGCUCCAGAUGACGACAGUGGAGAAAGGUUUGUGCGCACCUUGGUGCCUCUGAUGAUCAGCAAAGGGAUUUGUGUUGCUUUCUCAAAAAAAGUAACUCAGAUAGUUCCAUAUGACAUGCUUUCCCCAAGCGAACCAUUUUUCAUCUGGAGACAAGUCGGUGUAUUUGUUUACCAUGUACCUUCUUACAUGGGAUUGGGACUAAUCGUUGCACUACAGGUGCGACAUGGGAAACAAAUUGGGCCCAAAGUCUGGAUCACGACCCCUUUUCAAGACAUGAACUUGAACUUGUCUAUUCAUCCUGAUGCCUUUCAGCAUAUCCAUGGAUCUUUGUCUUUUGUAAUGAAGUUGCAGAUAAGAAAGACACAUCAAAACUACAAACCAGAUUCCUACCUCCUUAGGCAGUUUUGGAAGGAAGCAUUUCAUUGUUUAUAUUCAAAGCAUGUGUUGGCCGCGAAAGGUCGGGCAAGAUGCACAGAGAAGCAGAAACUGGAAAAACUGCCUCAAGAGGAGCUGGAGAGAGCCAUGUCUCAGGACAGCUCCACCACUUUCUUUAGUGUUCUAACUGUGGCACAUGCCUUAAAAGUUGCACAUUCAUCUAGAUCAAAGUUGAUGACGCUGGUGGGUGGACGAGACAAAAAGCUAGAGCCAUGGCAGCUUCACCCUUUCCUAAGAGAAGUCCAAAGCUCAAACACUUCCAUGGGCAGACUGUGUUUGGAUGAGAAUGGGGAGCGGCCAGGCAACUAUGACAUUGAGAACUGGGUGAUGUUUCCCAAUGCGUCUAGCACUCGAGUGAAAAUUGGGAGUGUUGAGAGAGAGGCGUCCACUGGCAUAAAAUUCACCAUUAACCCAGGAGCCAUUGAGUGGCCCAAACAGUUCAACAAGACUGUGCCUCGCUCCAGGUGUACCAAAAGCUGUCAGCCUGGAUACGCCAAGGUGGUUCAGGAAGGAGAGCCAGUUUGCUGCUAUUCUUGUGCUCUGUGUGCGGAAGGGACAAUCUCCUCUCAGGAAGACUGUGAGAUGCCAAAGGUGAAAUGCCCCUUAACUUUGGAGAGGGAUCAGAUUGACCCAUUUAAUUAUUACAAGCCAGGAGACCACCUCAUUGGUGGGGUCAUUUCUCCCACAAGAGCGUUUCUUAAUCCACACACCUUCAACAAAUCUCCUUCCACCAGCUUUUUCAGGAAAUUAAAGACAAGAUACUGGCAGAUCCUCUCCUUCUUGUUUGCUGUUCAGGAUAUCAACCAGAAUCCAAAGCUUUUACGAAACAUCACCCUUGGCUACAGCUUCUAUGAGAACUUUUAUAACAGCAGGGUGACAUAUGAUGCCAUGUUAGACCUGCUUUCUACAGGGCAGGUGAACGUUCCCAACUACAACUGUGGAAGACAAAAUGACAUUCUGGCUAUCCUUGAAGGGGCUGAUUCUCAAAACUCCAUCCAGAUUUCAAGCUUGUUGGACAUCUAUAAAAUCCCACAGGUCAGUUAUGCUUUUGUUUCUCAUGUUCUGAAUGAUAAGAGGCAGUUCCCUUUUUUUUACCGGAUGGUCCCCAAAGAAGAAGCCCUGUACCCAGGGAUUGUCAAGCUGCUCCAGCACUUCAGAUGGACCUUGAUUGGUCUCCUUGCACCAGACACCGACAAUGGAGAGAGGUUCAUGAAGAGCUUGAAGCCGGUGCUCAUCAAAAGCAGUGUUUGUGUUGUCAUCUCACAAAUCUUCCCACAACUUAAUACAUUGAAAGAGAAGAUCCAUCAUCUUCCAUUCCUCAAGUGGAGACAAGUUCAUGUAUUUGUUUACUAUGUAGAAAAAUCUUAUGUCUUAGAGGGAAUAUUACUUAUACAAGGUUUAUUUGACGAGGUGGUGAAGCCCCUUGUAGGGAACGUGUGGAUCACAACAGCAAUGUGGGACAUUUACUUGGAUGUAGUGUACUCUGACUUAUCUUUCCAACACAUCCACAGCAUUUUCUCUUUCUUUUUGGAGACAAAUAAACGGGCAAAAUAUGAUGAUUUUCUACCCUUUUUCUCUGUUGUUAAGAAGUUUUGUGAGGAAGCUUUUAACUGCUCCUAUUCAAAGCAUGCAUUCUCCGUGAAAGGCUGGACAAGAUGCAGAGAGAGAGAGAAACAGGAGGUGCUGACUCAAGACGAUCUGGAAGGAAUCCUCUCUCUAGACAGCUACAGGAUCUACAACACUGUCCAAGCUGUGGCACAUGCCUUAAAUGCUGCAUAUUCAUCUAGAUAUAAAAAGAUGGUGACGGACCGUAUGAAAGUUCAAAGGCUGCAGCCAUGGCAGCUCCACCCUUUCCUGAGAUACUCACAGUUUUACAAUUCUUCCAUGGACGGAGUAUACUUGGAUGAGAACGGGGAACUGGCAGCUGACUUGGACGUUGUGAGCUGGGUGAAGUUUCCCAAUCAGUCCAUCCUAAGGGUGAAGUUUGGGAGUCUCGACAGACAGGGCUCCCCAAACCUACAGCUCACCAUCAAUGAGGAUGCCAUUGUGUGGCCCAAAUGGCUCAAUCAGACCUUGCCUUCUUCCAAGUGUGUGGAAAGUUGCCAUCCUGGAUUCAUCAAGGUGGUUCAGGAAGGAAAGCCACUCUGCUGCUAUGAUUGCAUUCCCUGUUCAGAAGGGACCAUCUCCACGCAGGAAGAUGCAAACCGUUGCAUCAAAUGUCCAGAAGAUCAACAUCCAAACAAAGACCGAGAUCAAUGUGUCCCCAAGAUUAUUACCUUCCUUGCCUAUGAAGAACCUUUGGGGAUCCUCCUGGCUUCAUUUGCCCUCUUCAUGUCCUUAACCACAGGCCUUGUGUUAGGAAUCCUAAUGAAAUACACAGAAACUCCCAUAGUCAAAGCCAACAACCGGGACCUCUCCUUCAUCCUCCUCAUCUCCCUCCUGCUUUCCUUUUUGUCCUCCUUCCUCUUCAUUGGCCAGCCAAGGGGAGGGAUCUGCCUCUUCCGACAAACAGCCUUUAGCAUAAUCUUCUCGGUUGCUGUCUCUUCUGUAUUGGCAAAAACCAUCACUGUGGUGCUAGCCUUCCAGGCCACAAAGCCAGGGAACAGGGUGAGGAGAUGGCUGGGGAAGAGUUUGGCCAAUUACAUUGUCAUUUCUUGUUCCAGUGUCCAAGUUGUCAUCUGCAUGAUCUGGCUGGGGAUCUCGCCACCAUUCCCAGACUCUGACAUGCACUCCCAGCCUGGGGAGAUCAUCCUGCAAUGCAACGAAGGGUCUGUGGCCAUGUUCUAUGGUGCCCUUGGCUACAUGGGCUUCCUGGCGGCCAUCUGCUUCACGGUGGCUUUCCUAGCCAGAAAGCUGCCUGGGGCCUUCAAUGAAGCCAAGCUGAUCACCUUCAGCAUGCUGGUCUUCUGCAGUGUUUGGGUGUCCUUUGUGCCCACCUACCUGAGCACCAAGGGGAAGUAUAUGGUGGCCAUGCAGGUAUUCUCCAUCUUGGUCUCCAGUGCUGGGCUUCUGGGCUGCAUCUUUAUUCCCAAAUGCUACAUUAUCGUGCUGAGACCUGAUCUGAACACAAAGGAGCAUCUACAGCUAAAAAUCAAAUCAAAAGAUGCAAAAGCAGAAACAAAUGAGGUCUCCCAGCUCCUUGCCUCUCCACCUUAA
Podarcis raffonei (Aeolian wall lizard) is the source of this 4323-nucleotide messenger RNA. RefSeq names its product vomeronasal type-2 receptor 26-like. The coding region runs from base 1 to 4323 and encodes 1440 amino acids. Gene Ontology annotation, molecular function: G protein-coupled receptor activity. The transcript has 12 exons. NCBI's taxonomy places the organism in Eukaryota, Metazoa, Chordata, Lepidosauria, Squamata, Lacertidae. Gene Ontology annotation, cellular component: membrane. The record is from RefSeq and is a predicted model, not a curated record. Gene Ontology annotation, biological process: G protein-coupled receptor signaling pathway.